Rotaria sordida is the source of this 726-nucleotide messenger RNA. The record is from the annotation of a GenBank genome assembly. Lineage: Eukaryota; Metazoa; Rotifera; Eurotatoria; Philodinida; Philodinidae.
AUGAGUAUGUGGUAUUCUAUUGGUACUAUUAUGGGAUAUGGUGCAGAUUUUCAUGUUCGAACAGCUCCCGGACGAUUAUUAACUAUAGGUUUAUAUCUCUUAAGCCUGGUAUUAGUGGCAACAUAUACUGCAAAUUUAGCAUCUGAUUUAACAAUAUCAAAAUCAAAGGAUACUAUUUCUGGCAUUGAUGAUAUCAAAAAUGGAAAGAUACCAUUUAGUCGUAUUGGUAUUCUUAUAGAAUCAGCAGAAGAAGAUUAUUAUUUACGUGAAAUUUCUGGAGGUGUUCGUAAUUAUUAUCCAUUGAAAACGAAAAAUGAAUUGUUUAGCAGUUUAUUAAAUAAUAUAAUUGAUGCGUCGAUUUUGGAUAUUAGUGCUAUAGAAUAUUAUACUAAUAAUAUAUAUUGUAAUUUAACACUUGCUGGGAAAGAUUUUGCCCCGAGUUCAUAUGGCAUUGUUUAUCCUAAACAAUGGUUGUAUGGAAAAGAUUUAGAUGUCACUAUAUUAUCAUUAAGAGAAUCAGGUGUUCUUGAUGAUUUAAAAAGGAAAUGGUUUGAUAAAAAUGUUUGUCAAGAUUCAACUUCAUCUUAUGUAUCUACUAGUAUCAACAUGGAACAAAUGAGUGGUUUAUUUGUUACUUUUGGUCUUAUCAGUAUUCUAUCGAUAGUGUUAUUUAUAUGGAAAAAACGAUUUGUUAUAAAAGAUUGUCUAACAAGAUCAGUACGUUGA